Penicillium alfredii is the source of this 1758-nucleotide messenger RNA. RefSeq names its product amino acid permease GAP1. Gene Ontology annotation, cellular component: membrane. Gene Ontology annotation, biological process: amino acid transmembrane transport. The record is from RefSeq and is a predicted model, not a curated record. NCBI's taxonomy places the organism in Eukaryota, Fungi, Ascomycota, Eurotiomycetes, Eurotiales, Aspergillaceae. Bases 1 to 1758 code for a protein of 585 amino acids. Gene Ontology annotation, molecular function: amino acid transmembrane transporter activity. The transcript has 3 exons.
AUGGAGGAAAAGAAAUUUACAGAGUCGCACGCGACUCCGGCCUCGGACACUCCCCCAUCUUAUGGCGAUUCGGAGCCCACUAAGGGAGGCUACGGCCAACGCAUCCUCGAUAGUUUCAAGCGAGACCCAAAUGCCCAGAUUACUGGUGGCCAUCCUGCUGGUGCCGAUGGCUCUGGCUUCGACAUUGAAACUGCCGCCCAGAACACCGCCUCGUCUCCGCUGCAGCGUCGCCUGAAGGGUCGUCACCUGCAGAUGAUUGCGAUCGGGGGUUCUAUUGGUACUGGUCUCUUCGUCGGCUCGGGAACCGUUUUGAGUACUGGUGGUCCAGCGUCGGUCGUCAUUGCCUAUGUCCUGAUCGGAUGCAUGCUGUACUGCACGGUCCAUGCCCUGGGUGAGAUGGCGGUUCUCUUCCCCGUCGCCGGCUCUUUUGCCCACUACUCGACUCGUUUCAUCGAUCCUGCCUGGGGUUUCGCCAUGGGCUGGAACUAUGCCCUGCAGUGGUUGGUUGUCUUACCCUUAGAAAUUGUCGCGGCUUCAAUCACGGUCGAUUAUUGGAACGCAGGCGUAUCUAAUGCCGCCUGGGUGACAAUAUUCUGGGUCCUCAUCGUCUCGAUCAACUUGUUCGGCGUCCGGGGUUACGGUGAAGCGGAAUUUGUCUUCUCUAUCAUCAAAGUCAUCGCCGUCAUUGGUUUCAUCAUCCUCGGAAUUAUCCUCAACUGCGGUGGUGGUCCCCAGGGUGGCUAUAUUGGUGGGAAGUACUGGCAUGAGCCGGGCGCUUUCCACAAUGGGUUCAAGGGUCUCUGCAGUGUCUUCGUCAAUGCUGCUUUUGCCUUCGCGGGUACUGAGCUGGUUGGUUUGGCCGCGGCUGAGACCGCCAACCCUCGCAAGUCUCUCCCCACUGCAGUGAAGCAGGUCUUCUGGCGUAUCGCUCUCUUCUACGUGGUUUGCCUCACCAUUGUGGGCCUCCUGGUUCGGUACGACGACCCCAAGCUCCUGAGUGGGAGCUCCAGCGCCGAUGCUCACGCCUCGCCGUUCGUCAUUGCCAUCGAACAUGCCGGUAUCUCUGGCCUGCCCUCGGUCAUGAACGUCGUGAUUAUGAUUGCCGUUUUGUCUGUCGGCAACUCGUCCGUCUAUGGCUCAUCCCGCACUCUGGCCGCGCUGGCUGAACAGGGCCAGGCGCCCCGGUUCCUUGCCUACAUCGACCGCAAGGGUCGGCCUCUGUGGGCCAUUUGUAUCGCUUCCGUCCUGGGUCUGCUCUGCUACCUUGCUGCCUCGGACAAGCAAACCGACGCCUUUGAGUGGAUGAUGGCUAUCUCUGGUCUUUCGUCUAUCUUCACCUGGGGUUCGGUGUGUCUCGCCCAUAUCCGCUUCCGCCGCGCAUGGAAGAUCCAGGGCCACAGCCUCAACGAGUUGGCCUUCGUCUCGCAGCCCGGCCUGAUCGGCUCGUGGGUUGGGUUCAUCUUCAAUUGUCUCGUUCUGGUUGCCCAGUUCUGGGUCGGUUUCGCCCCAGUCGGCUACGCCUCGAAGACCCCCCAGGAACUGGUCGAGAAUUUCUUUUCUGUUUACCUGGCUGCCCCUGUUGUCAUCUUGUUUUACGUCCCGUACAAGUUCUGGUACAAGACCAAGUUUGUGCGCUCACACGAAGUGGAUCUGGUCACGGGUCGUCGCGAACUGGACAUCCAGCAUUUGAUUGAGCAGGAGAGGGCCGAGCAGGCAGCAUGGCCCGUCUGGAAGAAGGCCUACAAGUUCUUUUGCUAG